Molecule: messenger RNA, 901 nt
Organism: Zonotrichia albicollis (white-throated sparrow)
Lineage: Eukaryota; Metazoa; Chordata; Aves; Passeriformes; Passerellidae
Source: RefSeq, a predicted model, not a curated record
CAGUGUUGACACUGCCGUGCCGAUUUCGAUGCCCUUCCCUGUCUUCCCUCCCCCACUCCGCUUGGCCCCCUUUUCCUUAGUGGUCCUUUCUUUCCCACCCCCCUUUUAUUUUUUGUUCCCUUCUAAAGAAGCUAGGGAAUAUCUUAAAGGAAAAAAAUAGCAUUUUCUUUUUCUUUCCCUCCUGCCCAGCUCGGUAAAAAUGCUAAACAAUCGGCCGACGUCCAUAUUUCACAAGCUUUUUUGGGGGGAGGAAGAAGGUGGGCAGAAAACGGAGGCGCCCGUGGGGUCGGAGUCACAAAGCUGGCUGCCCACGAAAGGGAUUAUUUUCGCAGCUAAAUGUUUUCGAGCUGAUGUUUUUCUUGUUUUCAGUCAAGAAGCAAGUUGCCUGGUCCUUGCGUUUGCUUGCAUAAUGCGUCGUACUUGGAGGCUGAUCAAACGCUGGGUUCUGCCUUUCCUGCCUGGCUCUUCCUCCUUCCCUUCUCCCGGGGGGCUGGGUCGUGGCACAAGUUCCAGGGGGCUGCUGGCGCUGGGGCUCCCGGCUGCUGCCCCGGGGAUCCGGGCAAGGGAAGGAACCCAGGCCGGGGCUCUCGGCAGACCUGCAGGCCUGUCUUCCUGUGUCCAACUUUUUUAUUGUUCCCCCUUCCCCCUUCCGAGUGCUCGGGCUCUCCGGCAGGCGGGGGUUUGCUCGGCUCGGCAGUCCCAAAGUCUAGACGGGGAACCGGAAAAUAAUAGGGGAAAGAAUGGAAAGUUAUGUCAAGGGCUUUGGGGGAAAAACAUCGACGUAUCGAACAAAGGUCCUGCCUGUGUUGGAGAGAGAGGCCUGCAUGUGAGGCCUGAUUGUGUCGCAUUUACACACGGGGAAGAAAUGAGUGCUUGGUACUGGCCUAAAUUUAUUCUGUAA